UGCGUUUCCCCCCACGCUUCGUUGCCCUAAUUCUUCAACCCCUGAUAGGUAAAUUUCUUACGCUCGCCAAGCUAUUAAUGGUUAAACUACGUCGUGGGCGUAGCGGCUCCUUGUAAUGGCGACCGUGCCGUAGAUGUUCCCAGGUUUGUGAAAAUGAAGCGAAGAAGAAGUUAUUUCUUUUAAGUAAAACGCCGAGGUUCCCCGCAGGAGGACUUUGCGUCUACAACCAUCGUCUUUAUAAGUGGCAAACAUAGCUGUACUUUUGAACUUUUACGCUCCCGAAAUGAUGAAGCUCAAGUCAAACCAAACCCGGACGUACGACGGGGAUGGCUACAAGAAGCGGGCCGCUUGCCUGUGCUUCAGGAGCGAGAGCGAGGAGGAGGUGCUACUGGUGAGCAGUAGUCGACAUCCUGACAAGUGGAUAGUUCCUGGAGGGGGAAUGGAGCCCGAAGAGGAGCCCAAUGUUGCAGCAGCUCGAGAAGUGUGUGAAGAGGCUGGUGUGAAGGGGACUUUAGGUCGCUUGGUGGGAAUAUUUGAGAACCAGGAGAGAAAACACAGGACCUAUGUGUAUGUUCUUAUUGUAACGGAGGUGCUGGAGGACUGGGAGGACUCAGUCAACAUUGGGAGAAAAAGGGAAUGGUUUAAAAUAGACGAUGCCAUACAAGUGUUGCAGUGUCACAAGCCUGUGCAGGCCACCUACUUUGAGGCUCUCCAGGAGAGUUGUCUGACCAGUAAUGGAACUCCACUGGUGACCACGAUAGGUGGGGACCUCUCCCCUACCUACAGCAUCAAUCAGAGCUCUGUUUCGGGGAUCAGAUAACUAAAACCACAACUCUGAAUACCCCAGGAGCUUUCGCCACCACCUGCGCUCUUACUUGUGUUAUUUCUCUUCUCUUCUCUUCUCUUCUCUUCUCUUCUCUAUUCUUCUCUUUUUCUUUUUUUUUUGUCUCAGUAACAUGGUUUGCCUUGCCAACUCCUUUGUGCCAGAAAUCUGGCGCAGACUCAACAAGUGUUGGAUGAAUAGUCCAAAACACUUUGUAAAUGUAAAUGUAAUUUUUGACCCCUCUUCUUUUUUGUUUUUCUUUUUCUUUUUACUGACAACUGCAUGAAGUGUCCCCUCAUUCCCUUUUCCUUAACACACCCUUAGCGUGGUGUUUAUUGAAUGCAAGAACUACUUUUUACUGUUGUAAUGUAAAAGUGUAUACUUAGUGCUUAAGCUGAAGGCUUUUCGUGGUCUUUUUAAUGUCUCCAUCUUUUUUUUGUUUGUUUGUUUAUUUUUCUGUGAAUGAAUGUGCCCAUAAUAAGUGUACUCCCUCCCCUGUUUUAAGGAUAGGAAAAAUUGUAUCUGAACGAAAAGAAUUGUGGGAAGUGACUUGUCUUGCAUGAGCGCUAUUGUUGUUGCGUUUCACUCACUCGAGUGGCCUGAUGCUGACUGUGUGACAGACAGGGUAAGGUCUUUUGGCUUUUCUUCACUCUUCUCCCUGUUGUAGUUGUUCUUGUUAUUUUUUUGUGGUUUUGUUUUGUUUUUUAAUCAGAAGGAUACGGCCCCUUAAUUUCAAUAGUCUUUCCAUUUCUGUUUUCAGCGGUGUUUCUUUCCUAUUUGGGAAGCUAGCCAAGCACUACAGGUUUCAAUUUCAGAGCAUGCAUAUAUGUAUAUAUGUAUAUGCGCUGCACAGUGACUGAAAGAAUGUUAGCAGACAAUGUAAAAACCAUCUUUGUCCUCAGUGUCUCCUCUUUUUGAUCCCUUUUUGUUUUCUUUGUUAAAACGCUUUUGUGUGACUGACUACAGAGUCUUCCUCCAAACAUUGAGAGGGUAGAAAUGGUAGAUUUCAGAAUCAUGGACUUGUGUAAUUUCAAAGUGCAGCACAUAUCACUUAAGUUAUUAAAACCCAUUUCCAUAUAUUUUACUCCUCACAUUCAGUUUGGUUAAAAGCAAUUGUUUACAUUGUGUUUGUAACAUAGUACAGAUGAAUUUAGCGGGCACUUUUCAUUAUGGUCAUGACCUUUUUUUUUUCUUUUUUUUUUUUCUUAAAAAAAAACAAACCCUUCCCUCCUUAGUAUUUAUUCUGCAUCCCCCAAAACACUCAAAAUACCUGCUUGACAUUAAACGGAAUGGAUCUUUAAUGCUGAUUUUGGCAAGAUGCAGAACAAACAAGCCUUGUACAGUUUGAGACCUUGUUUUUAACAUGUAAAAUGCUUUUUGGAUACUAGUUUUUGUUUUUGUUUUUUUUGUUUUUUCUCCUCUCUAACGUUUGGCAAGUCUCUUUAGCUCAGCUGUGUCACUUGGCUGCGAUGUGGCGUGAAGCAGCUGGCUCAAUACUGUGAAACUGGAGGCGCUGUAGAUAGCAUGUAAGAGGUUUUUAUUGUAAAUUGUUUAUUUCUGUAUAGAUCAAAGGUGAGAAUACAAAUGACAAAACACCUCUUACACAUCUGUGAGUGCUACAUGUCAUUUCAAUUGAGGCUGGAAAACCUGAUUGAACUCACUGCGUUGGCUUUGAAGCUGUGGGGAAUUUUCUCUUGAGAUAGCAUUCAGUACAUCAGAGGCUAAAGAACAAGGAAUGUGGCUGUGGGUGAGAUUAAAGAGCCUAUUUAUAAUAGAAAAUUCUUAAAACCUUAAUGUUUUUGUUUUAGACCAAAACAAAUUGGUAACGGCAAGGAUUUUUUUUUCCCUUUUUUUUUUGUUUUUUUUUUUUUUGUUAAUAGUCUUUAGUCAAACUAUGAAAUGAAGUAUAACUGCAUUCUGAGUUGGAAAGCCUGGAGUCUUUUCCUCUGUACCACUAGGUUUAAUCAGUGAAUUUUCCCCUAGAUGGUUUCUUUCAUUGAUCUCUUCACUUUGGUGUUCUGUCCACAUUUCAACCUUUUUUUUUCCACAUGGAUGAAUUUGGAAAGAUUUGCACAAGCAAACCUGAUAUGUUUCACCUUCCAAGUUUAUAGGACACACAAUUUGCACAUCCAACAGAUAAAAACAUUUGCAUUUGUUUGGAGUUGUCUUUUUCUAGCUGGUGAAUUUCAUUCAGUUCUGUUUUUCUUUUAUUAAUCUUUUAUUUGCUCUCCCUUAUCUCUUUCUGACUAGUUUAUAACCCCUCCACUACUUUCACCAGCUGGCUGUUUACUCUGUUUUUGCUAAGCAGCUGCAGCUGAAAACUAUGCUACAACUGCAUAAAUGUAGUCAAUGUGGGACUGCAGGCUGGAAAACCCCAAGAAGGAGCUAAAAGAUGCUGAAUAAUAGUGUAAAGUUGAGUUUGACUACAUAGGUCUUUGAUUCUUACAUAAGAGAGACACAGUUGACACAAUUUACGUACAAAAAAAAAUCAUGUUAACAAAAAACUCAUUAUAGCCACAUUAAAAAAGUAUUUGAUGCCCAUAGAUUUAAAAAGAUUUCAUUAGGGUUUCUGUUGGAAAAGACUUGGCAGUACUUAUGUAUUUAACAAUGAAUAUGCACAGAAAACUCCAGUCUUAUGAUUCAUAAUCUGAUGAGAAACCCUUUAAUAGGAAAUGAGAACUGAAAGCAAGUGGAGCAAAGUUUAUCUAGACAAAGAGCAGGGUGGCUUUUAGUGGUGGACUGAGUCUUUUCUUCCAUGUUUAUGAUUAUGGUGGAAAUCACCACAUGCUAGCACGGCUGCUAACACUGCCCUGCGAUAAUCCAGGAAUUCAGAUCUCUUCUGAAUGACAGUUAAGGUGAAAAGGGUCUAAAGUCUCCUCCAGUCUGAGACUGAAUCAUUUUUACUGCUGUUUUAGAAAGGUGUGGUGGUCAAAGUCUUGCUUUAUGAUGCUCUGCCUGGCACUUGAAAUGAGAUUUUGAGUUGAUUAGACUUUUCAGUCAUCAUCUAAAGGUACAAUUAAAUAGAAAUGGGAUGAAACUACAUAUGGCAGAAAGCAAAAGCCUAAUAAACUAAUGAUUAAAAUGGCUCUCUAGUUUGAUGUGGGUGACAGGUACUGUCAAAAUGAAUGUGAGGAGGAUUUCCACAAGUAAACAGCCAGUCAUUUUUAAUUAUUAAUAACCACUUAUUCCUUAUCCUGUUUCUUUUGUUUUGUCUGUCUUCUCUUGUUACUGACAACCUGAUGUCUUGUAUAUAGGUAACACAGCAGAUAGCCAGAGAAUGCACUUUGGCUUUGGUCCUAAAGGAUUAUUGUAAUUUUUUUUUAACCCUUCUUACUAAAAUUCAAACAGUUCCUGUCACAAAUUGACUGAUUUAGGUUGGAGUGCUAGUGGGAAAUUUGGAGGUUUUCACUUAAAUUCCACAUUAGACUGAUUGUAUCAUUAGAUGGUACAAACACAUUCACCCUUAAUUGGACCUUUUGGCUAUAAAAUUGCCUCUUUAAAAUGAUGACGCUUCCUAACCUGAAACAGCUGGAGCUUCAGAUAAAGUCACUUCAUUUAAUUUACCAAAGUGGACGGUUUAUUAAUGUGUUGCCAUGUCAGUUAGUUGGCGCCAUCUUGUGGCCAAAGCAAAGGAAUAAAACAAAGCACAUCACUUGGCAGCUGAGGAUUCAUAACAUUCAGUUUUCCUUUAGCACAAUGAUGACCGUUUCACCUGCUAAACGACUGGAAAAAUACAUAUGUUAAUUAAAAAAAACAAAAAAAAAAAAACAGCUGCCAUCUCUGAAAAACAACCAAACAAACUCUGAAUUUGAUAACUUCACUUUUGAACCGUUGACCUCAGCCUUGAAGUUACAUAUCUGUAUUUGUGUUCAAGGUCUAUGUGUCACUGGAAUUUUUUUUUUUUUUUUUUCCUCUUUUGUCAUUUGGGACUGUGGAAUAAGACCAGUGUGAGAAGACUGAAGAUUGUAAUAUAAAUGUGCCAACAAAUAAACACCAGUAUUUCACAUUCA
Oreochromis niloticus (Nile tilapia) is the source of this 4833-nucleotide messenger RNA. RefSeq names its product nudix (nucleoside diphosphate linked moiety X)-type motif 3b (gene nudt3b). NCBI's taxonomy places the organism in Eukaryota, Metazoa, Chordata, Actinopteri, Cichliformes, Cichlidae. The transcript is spliced from 5 exons. Gene Ontology annotation, molecular function: bis(5'-adenosyl)-hexaphosphatase activity; bis(5'-adenosyl)-pentaphosphatase activity; endopolyphosphatase activity. Gene Ontology annotation, biological process: diadenosine hexaphosphate catabolic process; diphosphoinositol polyphosphate metabolic process; adenosine 5'-(hexahydrogen pentaphosphate) catabolic process. Gene Ontology annotation, cellular component: nucleus; cytoplasm. The record is from RefSeq and is a predicted model, not a curated record. The coding region runs from base 284 to 820 and encodes 178 amino acids.